AUGGCUUCGCUUCUACGUCAGAUCGUCGCUGGCCCUCGCGCCAGACAUCCGGAAGCAGGCCUGGAUCUCUGUUAUGUGACGGACAAUAUAGUUGCAACCUCCGGCCCUUCACAAACAUAUCCCCAACGAGCAUACCGUAACCCUCUCGACCGUCUCGUCACUUUCUUAGACGCUAAACAUGGCAAAAAUUGGGCAAUAUGGGAAUUCCGCGCUGAGGGCACCGGGUACCCAGACCACCUGGUGUACGACCGCAUCCGACAUUACCCCUGGCCAGACCACCACCCGCCGCCUUUCAGACUGGUUCCCAUGAUCGUGGCCAGCAUGAGGAAUUGGCUCAACGGGAACGACCUUGAUGAAGACGGUGCGCGUUCUGAGGACAAGUCUAAAUUGAUAGCACGAGUGUUGGAACACUGGAAGGACAAGAAGAACGGUCGCGUGGUUGUCGUGCACUGCAAGGCAGGCAAGGGACGAAGCGGUACCAUGGCCUGUAGCUUCCUCAUCUCCGAGUGCGGCUGGACGCCUGAGCAGGCCAUCAAUAGAUUCACGGAAAGGCGAAUGCGGCCAAAAUUUGGCCCGGGCGUCAGUAUACCCAGUCAAGUACGAUGGAUCGGCUACGUGGACCGCUGGACGAAAGGCGGCAAGAAGUAUGUGGAUCGCGAGAUUGAGAUCGUUGAGAUCCAUGUUUGGGGUCUGCGCAGUGGCGUCAAGCUCUCAGUCGAAGGCUUCGUGGACGAAGGCAAGAAAAUCAAGGUCUUCCACACCUUCAAUAGGGAAGAGCGCCUUGUCGUGGAGGGGGAUGCGCCGGGUAGCUCGGGGAUAAUGGAUUCGAUAUAUGAACUUGCCGGCUAUGACUUUACCAAAGGCGCACCCAACCGCACUCCCAGCAGCUCUGCGACGCCCGUGUCGGAAACUAUCGAAGCACCAAAGAAGUCUCACACGGCGAAGCUGAUCUCGCCAAUAUCGCGCAACGCUUCUACUGGCAGCACAUCUAAAGAUAACUUGGGGUGUUCGAAGUCGAAGAGGAAGUCGAAAGUGUUCGCUGACGACUCUGGCCAUUCCUCGUCCACGUCGGUGGACAAGCUUGAUCCCGAGCCCGGAGGCCGUGCCGUCAUCUUCAAGCCCAAAGAACCCAUCAGAGUGCCUACGUCCGACGUGAACAUUACCCUCGAACGUCGCAACCGUGCGCCCAGCUCCAUGGGUCUCACGAUGGUGACCGCCGUGGCCCACGUGUGGUUCAACGCCUUCUUCGAGGGCGACGGCCCUGAGCAGGGUGGGAUCUCAAGGGACAAUGGCGUGUUCGAGAUCGAGUGGGAUAAGAUGGACGGCAUCAAGGGAUCGAGCCAGAAGGGCACGCGUGCGAUGGACCGCAUUGCCGUCGUCUGGCGAAGCGUAGCUUCGCAAACCGCCGAGGGAGUCGAGACAGGACCAAAUGAGGUCGUCAUUACGGAACCGAGCGAGAACUCUCCCGUGCCGCAAAUGCAGCCCGCGGACUGGAAAGGCGGGAACGACGAGGACCCGGCGCAGGAGAAAAAGCUGGGGCUUCGGGUGCAAAGUCCAGAUAGUGCGAAUGUAAGCCAGGCUAGUAGUAUCAAUGAGGAAAUCGGGAAGGGGACGGAUGUUGAUGUUGAUUCUAUUAAGGGGGUGAGGAGUGAUUUGCCCGGCGCGGAGAUGGGUGACGAUGAGGAGACGAGGGGGAGGAAGGGGCAGCCGGAGCUGGAGGCUUAUGCGGAGAAGCUGCCUAGUCCGGAAGGGAGUGGGAUGGAUGAUGGGAAGAAAUAA
Molecule: messenger RNA, 1779 nt
Organism: Pseudomassariella vexata
Lineage: Eukaryota; Fungi; Ascomycota; Sordariomycetes; Amphisphaeriales; Pseudomassariaceae
Exons: 3
Coding region: 1-1779 (592 amino acids)
Biological process (GO): phosphatidylinositol 3-kinase/protein kinase B signal transduction; regulation of phosphatidylinositol 3-kinase/protein kinase B signal transduction; cell motility
Cellular component (GO): plasma membrane; cytosol; nucleus
Molecular function (GO): phosphatidylinositol-3,4,5-trisphosphate 3-phosphatase activity; protein tyrosine/serine/threonine phosphatase activity; protein tyrosine phosphatase activity
Source: RefSeq, a predicted model, not a curated record